CUUCUUCGGUGACUUUGUUUUGGUCGCAAAGAGAGACUUGACUGAGUUGUUUAAACCGGUCAAAGAUGAACAGCUUCUGCUCUCUUUUUUUUUUUGUUCUUAAUCAACAGAUCGUCUUCACCAUUGAAGAAUCGUAGUACCAUCACGUUUGGGUGAAGUUCCUCUCUACCUUAAUCGGCUUCUUCAAUAAUCUCCCACUUGUUUCAGUCAGAAUGGACCUAUCUACUCUAUCUCCUGCGGAGAUCACGGUGAUUGGAGCCCUGUUCUGUGUUUUGCUCUCGAUGCACUUCACCAUGCAGCUCUUGUCCCAGCAUCUCUUUUACUGGAAGAACCCAAAAGAACAGAGAGCCAUUAUCAUCAUUAUACUUAUGGCUCCUGUUUACGCUAUCAACUCUUUCGUGGGAUUGUUAGAUGCUAAGGGAAGUAAACCCUUCUUCAUGUUUCUAGACUCUGUCAAGGAAUGCUAUGAGGCACUUGUCAUUGCUAAAUUCUUGGCUUUGAUGUAUAGUUAUGUAAACAUAUCAAUGAGUGCACGGGUUAUCCCUGAUGAAAUCAAAGGGAGAGAAAUCCACCAUUCCUUUCCAAUGACUCUUUUCGUGCCCCGUACCACGCAUCUGGAUUACCGUACACUGAAACAGCUCAAGGAAUGGACAUGGCAGUUUUGUAUUAUCCGCCCAGUGUGUUCCAUCUUGAUGAUAACACUACAGAUCCUCGGGAUAUAUCCUGCGUGGUUGAGCUGGAUUUUCACCAUCAUUCUGAACGUUUCAGUUUCCCUGGCAUUGUAUUCUUUAGUGAAAUUCUACCAUGUUUUUGCCAAAGAGUUGGAGCCUCAUAAGCCGCUUACAAAGUUCAUGUGCGUCAAAGGGAUAGUCUUCUUCUGCUUCUGGCAGGGAAUAGUCCUAGAGAUAUUAGUGAAAAUGGGAGUAAUAAAGUCGCAUCAUUUGUGGCUGGAGGUGGAGCAGAUUGAGGAAGCUCUGCAAAACGUGCUAGUGUGUCUUGAGAUGAUCGUCUUCUCAGUGAUUCAACAGUACGCAUUUCACGUUGCUCCUUACAGUGGAGAAACUGAAGCUAGGAUGCGAAUGAACAAGAGGGAUUAAAUUGCAGAGAGAGAAGCAAGACACUAUUCCAAAUUUAGACAAAAGAAGAUUUUUGCUUUUUUUCUUUCUUUUGUAUGUCGUUAAUGUGAAUGUUAUUGAUGUUAUGCUACUAACACCAUAGUGAUUUAAUAAAUGUAUCUUUUUGUUUAACCAUA
This is a messenger RNA of Capsella rubella, 1252 nucleotides long. RefSeq names its product transmembrane protein 184C. The transcript is spliced from 4 exons. The record is from RefSeq and is a predicted model, not a curated record. Lineage: Eukaryota; Viridiplantae; Streptophyta; Magnoliopsida; Brassicales; Brassicaceae. Gene Ontology annotation, biological process: transport. Gene Ontology annotation, molecular function: transporter activity. The coding region runs from base 213 to 1097 and encodes 294 amino acids.